UUAGCAUAAUUAUAUUAUCAACAUGCGUAAAUGUUAUAAGAUUGACGUGGUUUACUAAAAAAUGCGUUUUACUAAAUUCAUUUUUUUUAUUACUUAUAUACCUCCAGGAGCCAUACAACAUAGUUAAAAAAGUUUGUACUUCUUUAGGUGACGAAGUUCAAUUUUAUGACUCGUUUAAAACAUCCUCACGUAAAACAACUUGGCAUAAAAUAUUCUUACAUGAAGCAUUAUCACAUAAAGCACCCACGAAUGAACAAUCUUUGAAGAAAAUAUCAUUGCAUAAAAUAUCUUUGCAUCAGAAAAGUAAAAAUGAAAGUAAAAAAAUAACCGAGUUUUACCGUAUAGCUGUUACUUGUUACAUACCUUCGUCACCUAGCGAAGUACGAACUUUUUUAACUAUGUUGUAUGGCUCCUGGAGUUAUAUAAGUAAUAAAAAAAAUGAAUUUAGUAAAACGCAACGUUUUGUAAAUCGCGUGAACCUUAUAGUAUUUACGCAUGUUGAUAAUAUAGGUACACUAAAAACCGUUUGUCAAAAAUAUAAUUCACUAUUAGAUAAAAAAGAAAAUGACGAACGAUGUUGGUAUAUUCGACAAGAUUAUGAGAUUGAUAUUGGGUAUGAUGCAAUCAACUCCUUUAUAAUGUUUAAUCGAACCGAUAUAUACAAAAUUUUAAAGCCGUAUAAGUAUACGAUGCGUACCGACUACGAUGUGUUUCUAACCCCAGCAUUGUACACAUGGAAAGCUAAAAAAAAAUUGUUAGUAGGAAUAGGGGGUUAUAGUGUUUCUUUUACACGUAAAAGGUUAAAACAAAUAUCACUAAAGUUGAAUAUGACGCAUAAAGGAGUUCAUGAUGUUGGAUCAACAUGGUUUGGGGAGUCAAAGUUGUUUAUCAAUUUAUCAAAAAAAGUUUUAGAGAACACAGCUUUCAUAUUUUUAAAUGAAUUUAAUCCCAACUUGCCUGGGUUAGAAAAAAUAAAACUACAAGAAAACAAAGAUGGUCUUUGGCCCCAGUGGUGGAGGCCAGUCUCUUCAAUGUACGGAGCAGAAAUUUCACUUAACCAUUGGAUUGAAGAUUUCUCAGACUUGUACAAAGGCAAUUUAGACGUAUCUUCAUGCUCUAAUUCUAGUUUAUGGGAAACUCCGCAUAUUCAUUGUUGGCAUGAUGAUUGUGAAUUCGAUAAGUUUCGUUUCAUAGAAAGAUUAAAUGAAAUUCUCAAGAAAAAUUUAAACAUUUCUAACUCUUUUUUUCAUCGUUUUGUUGACAAUGUUUACGAUAAAGAUGUAUCCAAAAUGACAAUUAGAGAAUAUUCAACUUUUAUUGCAUGGACGUCAGUUGGAAAAUAUAUUAUAAAAGUAUUCCAUCAAGAAAAUAUAUAAUUUAUCAGUAAUACAAAUAGAUAAUACAGAAAAAAAUACUGUUAUUUGAAAUCCAUUUAUAACACUAAAAUGCAUUUUGAUUAUUAAAUAUUUGAAAGAAAAAAAAUACUUCUGUUA
This is a messenger RNA of Hydra vulgaris (swiftwater hydra), 1493 nucleotides long. RefSeq lists its product as uncharacterized. The record is from RefSeq and is a predicted model, not a curated record. NCBI's taxonomy places the organism in Eukaryota, Metazoa, Cnidaria, Hydrozoa, Anthoathecata, Hydridae.